UAUAAAACAAACAAAAAAUAGAAAGAAAACAUUUCCGAUUCCGUGCAAAUUUGUUACAGCACCAUGGUGUGGAAUACGCUAUCCUUCUGGGACGGUCAGCCAGUCACCUCGCCGGUAUAUCCCCAGAUGGGGGAUAUGUGGAGUCCCAAUUCCUGUGGCUACCAGCGCUACCAUCACUCUCAGCCCCAUUCGCAGAGCACUUACUAUCAGCGGAUGGGCAUGGGCGAUAUUCGUCAGAUGAGCUGUCCCAUGCCGAACUACUGUCCUCAAUUCCGGGAGCCCGGACUGGACGACGUGGAUGCCUUCUACGCCUACAACGGCAUGGAUAUGAAUCAGGCCUAUGGCGGAGGAGCACGAGCUGGCCAGGGAGCAGGAUCUGGUGCGCGGGGCGACUGCUGGUACUGAUUUGUCCACCGUUUCUGGGCGUAUGCUUCCUACUUCCUGUGCGUUUGAUUUAUGGAACUAUUAAAAUGUUUUAUUAAAUAGUGAUAACCGAUGGUUUCAAUGC
Messenger RNA from Drosophila erecta, 508 nucleotides. RefSeq lists its product as uncharacterized. The transcript has a single exon. NCBI's taxonomy places the organism in Eukaryota, Metazoa, Arthropoda, Insecta, Diptera, Drosophilidae. The record is from RefSeq and is a predicted model, not a curated record. The coding region runs from base 64 to 405 and encodes 113 amino acids.